Messenger RNA from Tachyglossus aculeatus (Australian echidna), 1271 nucleotides. Its product is annotated as serum paraoxonase/arylesterase 2-like. The coding region runs from base 115 to 1179 and encodes 354 amino acids. Gene Ontology annotation, molecular function: arylesterase activity. Gene Ontology annotation, cellular component: extracellular region. The transcript is spliced from 9 exons. The record is from RefSeq and is a predicted model, not a curated record. Lineage: Eukaryota; Metazoa; Chordata; Mammalia; Monotremata; Tachyglossidae.
GGACAGAGAGGAGAGAGAGCAGUUGUGAGGGUCCGGCCGCCCCACUCCGGGCCCCUCUCCUCCUCUUCCUCCCUCUCCUCUUCCUCCUCCUUGUCCUCCUGGCCCGCUCCGGCCAUGUGGAAACCUCUGGCGCUGACCGUGCUGGGGCUCGGACUGGCGCUGCUCGGCGAGCGCUUCGUGACUUUCAGGAGCCGACUGAACGCUUCCCGAAAACUGGAUCCCGUGGGCCUGCCGGGCUGCCGCCUGAUCCCGGGAAUCGAGACCGGGGCGGAGGACAUUGAAAUCCUGCCCAAUGGACUGGCCUUCCUCAGCACUGGUAUCCGCUACCCGGGGAUCAAGAGCUUCGCUCCGGACAGUCCGGGGGCCAUCCUCUUCCUGGACCUCAACCAGGAGGACCCCCAGCCACGGACCUUGGACAUCCGCGGAGCCUUGGACAAGGACUCCUUCAACCCGCACGGCAUCAGCGCCUUCGUGGACUCAGCUGGCACGGUGAACCUGUACGUGGUGAACCACCCCCACCUCAACACCAUGUUGGAGCUGUUCAGGUUUGAGGCCGACGCACAGAUCCUCACCCACAUCAAGACCAUCCAACACCCGCUGCUGUACAGCGUGAACGACCUGGUCGCCCUUGGGCCAGAUCGGUUCUACGCCACCAACGACCACUACUUCACCCAGCCGCUGCUGGCCCAGCUGGAGUUGUUCCUGGGCCUGUCGUGGACCAACGUGGUGUUCUCCAGCCCGGAGGGCAUCAAGAUGGUGGCCCAAGGCUUCACCUUAGCCAACGGAAUCGCCAUCUCUCCCGACCACAAGUUCCUCUACGUGGCCGACUUCGGGGGCCAGAAUAUCCAUGUCCUGGAGAGGCAUGGAGACUGGAAUCUCACCCUGCACAAGGUCCUCGAGCUGGGCACGCUGGUGGAUAAUUUAUUCGUAGACCCAUCUACUGGGGACGUGUGGGCCGGGUGCCACCUGAGUGUCAUGAAGCUGUUUAACUAUGACCCCGAAGACCCUCCGGGGUCCGAGGUCCUCCGCAUCCAGGACAUCCUGUCGGCGAAGCCCACGGUGACCACGGUCUUCGCCGACAACGGGUCGCUUCUCCAGGGGAGCUCCGUGGCUGCCGUGUUCGGCCGGAAGCUGCUCAUCGGGACCGUGUUCCAGCGGGCCCUGGCCUGCCACCUCUGAUGACCCCCGAAUCCCGGGCAGGGCCGCCUCCUGGAGUGUUCGGAGCGGGGCUCGCCGCCCCGGCCUGAAAGUAAAAAGAAAUCACCAAUCUC